AUGGUUUCCGGAUCUGAGCAAGCUACUGCCUCAGCGCAAAAUCUUGAAGCACCAGUUCGCGACAUCUUGCGUGAAACAGUUCGUCUGCGGCGGGUCAUUAUUCGCGGCGUCGAACGAACUCGCAUCGACUUUGUCCAGAGCCUCCUAGAUGCAUCUUUGUCGGAGGAGCAGAACCGAGACUCGUUGCCUCCUGAGUCUAGCCGCCGCUCGUUGACACUCGAGGAGCUCCUCGAACGAGCGUCACUCGCAACCGAGCGACUCCGUCUGACCGAGUGUUUCCGUGCAGUGGACAUUCUCAUCGAUGAAUCGGCGGUCCCUGCGAACGGUGAGCCAACUGCAGAGUCUGUGCCCUGCGAUGCACUCGUUACUGUGCGUGAGGCGCCACCUUUUUCACUCCGUAUUGGGACCUCUACCGAUACGCGCACCGGCGAGACCGCUCUCGAGCUUGAUGGAGGCUUCAUAAACUUUACUGGGACGGGAGAUGCUUUGCAUUGCCAACUUGGUGCGGGCGUCGGCGGGUCCGGAUUCGCGCUCUCGAGUUUGAGUAGCCUCGCUGCACUGGUGCACCCGAACCGCUACCUAUUUGCAAAACAAACAGCCACGAAUCAUCUUGUUUGCGGUUGGCGAAAACCACAUCCCUGGGGGUUACUGGACGCAUUGGCGACGGCAAGUGCCGAGAGCGCCCUGCUGAAUCGCAUGGACACAAGUUCGUAUAGUGAGUUUCAGCGCAGCUUUGAAGCCGGCCUCCAGACGCGGUUCGGACGUUUCGCUUAUGAGUGCAGCUGGCGCGAGCUGGGGCAAGUCGCACCGCACGCAAGCAUCAGGGUUCGUGAACAAGCUGGGCACUCAGUGAAGAGCUCAUUCAAAUACACCUGGACCCGGGAUGGUCGCGACGAUCCGCUGGCGCCUCGUCAGGGUACGAAUGCUCAGUGGAACUGUGAACUAGCGGGACUCGGUGGCGAUCCCGCAACGAGAUUUAUUCGAAGCGAGCUCUCGUGGCAGUGGAAUGUGCCACUGACGGGAGCCGACGGCAGCGAACUCGUGCGCAAUGUGGACGAUUCACUUGCAGCUGGUGACGCUGCCCCGUCACCACCCGAGCGUCUGAUGCCUCCUAUCGUGUUCUCAGUUGGCUUCCAGGGGGGAAUGAUCAUUCCCUUCCACCAAGCGCUCGCUGCGAUGAAAGACCGGAAAAGCGAGCACCGUGCCGGCCCCCGGCAUGCGUUGCGUCAGACGAGGAUCUGCGAUCGAUUUUUCGUCGGCGGCAGUGCGAAUGCAUUCCGAGGCUUCCGGAAUCGGGGCCUAGGGCCCAGCGCCGAUGGAGACAGCAUCGGUGGAGAUGUCUACUACAAACUAGGUUUACAUCUAGGCGUCCCGAUCGUUACCAGUGCAGUGGCACGCUCCCUCGGCUUACAGUUCCACACGUUCUGUGCAAUAGGUGACUGUCGGGAAUGGUCGGACGCUGUCGCGUGGCGCCAGAGUUGGCGCAUGUCAGCGGGUCUUGGACUCGCCUGCUGUACGAGCCUCGGUCGGUUUGAAGUCAACUGGGCACGUAUUCUGCGACGUGGCGAUGGCGACCGGUUUGACGAGGGUUUUUCGAUUUCCUUCUUCCAGAGCUUUUCCCCGUAG
Cyanidioschyzon merolae strain 10D is the source of this 1626-nucleotide messenger RNA. RefSeq lists its product as hypothetical. Gene Ontology annotation, biological process: protein insertion into mitochondrial outer membrane. The record is from RefSeq and is a predicted model, not a curated record. Gene Ontology annotation, cellular component: outer membrane; SAM complex. The coding region runs from base 1 to 1626 and encodes 541 amino acids. Lineage: Eukaryota; Rhodophyta; Bangiophyceae; Cyanidiales; Cyanidiaceae. The transcript has a single exon.